AUGGUGGGGCCGCGCAAACCACCGGCGCUGGCCGAAGAGAGCGCCGAAGUCGAGGUGUUGUAUGCCAACAUGGACAAGAUGAAGACGCUCACGAAGAAGAUCCAAGCUUCUGUCAAUCGCCUCGAUGGCAGCGGCAAAGCGGUGCAAGACGCGAUCAGUCCCAUCUAUGGAAAUACGCAAAAGCUACAGAUUGCGACAAGCAACAUCGACAAGGUCAUCGAGGCGAUUGAGCGCCUCAGGGCACCGCGCGACCAGAGUGAGCGGGAAGAGAGGAUCAUUAGAGCUGGACCUGGACGAGGCGACCUUCGCGAUUACCUUGCGUCUCUCGACCGGACCACGAUGGCGCUCGCCGAUCUGAAGCGCACGAACCUGCGAUCGAAUGAACAAGCCAUCGCCCAGCUGAACGGGCUAUUGAAGCUGGGAAACAAACAAUUGGAGGACGUCUUUCGUAGCAUACUCGGAGACUGCUCAAGGCAGAAGCUACAGCCAUUGGAGUUUGUCGCGAAGAACAACCCCUUUCCGUUGCUGCCGCAGGACCAGCUGUCGACGUUGCGCGGCAUCAAUAACCAUAUUUCCCAAGCCGUGGCCUCGGCUUCGCAGGCAGACUUGUCGUCAACACCCACACAAAGGAUAUACGCAGACAUUCGGGGGAGCUAUUUGGAGAGCUCGCUCGCCAGUCUGGCUCAGGCUUCGGUCACGACGGCUAAGAAGGUGCAGCCGGAUGCGCUGUACAAGAAGGGCACCAACGGCAUUGGCACGUAUGUGCAGGCCAUCGAGGGCAUCUUUGUGGCCGAAUACGACAACAUCACCAACGUGUUCGCGCGUGGUGAAUGGAUGCCAGUCUGCGAAUCUACCUGCCAGUCUUCGUUGGGAGAAUUCAACAGGACUUUGCGCGACCUGAAUGGUCACAUCCAAAAGAACCUACUCACCGAUUGCUUUCUUGGCUAUGAGAUCUGCGGCAUGGUUCGCACGCUGUCUCUGCGCCUGCAGGACACCACUGGUACGCUCAAAGGCCAGAUCUACGACAGCGUUAAGCCUGUUCGUGAGACGUCGAAGACAUCCUUGAGCAAGCUUAUCGAGGACACUAGGGUUCGAACACAGACUCUUGUUGCUUUGCCAAUGGACGGAGCUGCAGUACCCAUCACAACAGAGACCAUGCGUCGUUUACAGGAGAUGACCAAUUACUUGGAUCCGCUAUCCUCGAUAUUGGCAUCAUUGGGCGAGGGCGGCUGGAACAACCCCUCUGCGAAUGCUUCAUCAACGACACUAGAUGUCAACCCUGACAUGGUCAAGCUGUUCGCGUCAUACGCGUCCGACACAAUCGACACGCUCAUCCAGAACCUGACGGCGAAGGCAAAGAUGUUGUUGAAGGGCAAGACGUUACAAGGUGUUUUCUUGGCGAACAACAUAGCGAUCGUCACUCGAGUCAUUCGCAAUUCGGAGCUUGCGCCUCUUCUGGAAAGCUACGCGGGUAAGCUCGCAGGUUGGCGCAAGACGAGCUCUGCUAUGUACCUUGAAGCAUGGCGAGAACCAUCUGGACAUCUACUCGACGUUCAGUAUACCAAUCGUUCGAAAGACAGGCCACAUUCCGGGGGUGGAGCUCCCGACUCCGCCGCCAUUGUCAAAGGUCUUGGGUCGAAAGACAAGGACGCCAUCAAGGAGAAGUUCAAGAGCUUCAAUACAUGCUUCGAGGAUCUUGUUGCUCGUCACAAGACCUACGCCAUGGAGGCUGAGGUGCGAACAACGUUGUCGAAGGAAGUGCAGAACAUCAUCGAGCCGCUGUACAACCGCUUCUACGACAAAUACCGCGAGAUUGAUAAGGGCAAGGGCAAGUACGUCAAGUACGAUAAGGCUGAGCUCAACAGGUCGCUCAUGAGUUUUUCUUGA
Molecule: messenger RNA, 1887 nt
Organism: Boeremia exigua
Lineage: Eukaryota; Fungi; Ascomycota; Dothideomycetes; Pleosporales; Didymellaceae
Product: Cullin repeat-like-containing domain protein
Exons: 2
Coding region: 1-1887 (628 amino acids)
Biological process (GO): exocytosis
Cellular component (GO): exocyst
Molecular function (GO): phosphatidylinositol-4,5-bisphosphate binding
Source: RefSeq, a predicted model, not a curated record